AUGGAUAUUUUUGGAGGUGCUCCUCGUGUUGUGGGCUACCCGCGCCCUGUGCUGGCACAGUGCGGCACCGACGCCACGCUGAGGUGCCAAAUCGCUGGCGACCCCCGUCCUGACGUGAUCUGGGAGCGUAAAAAUGUCCAGAUCUUGUCUGAGGGACGCUACAAGCUCGCCGAGGAGGGAAAGGCUUACCUGCUGACUAUUACUGGAGUCACCCUGCAGGAUGCUGGCCAGUACAUAUGCAAGGCUAGAAAUAGCAUAGGUGACACGGUCGCGGCAGCUUCCCUCAAAGUGGAAGAAGAAGCACAGCAGCAGGAAGAGGGGCAGAGGCAGCUAGGGGUCAACGGCGUGAAGCAACAAAAUGGAGGACACCUGAAUGGCUACUGUGAAGUGCAAAAUGGUGACCACAGGGGAGAAAACGGAGCGGAGAUAAAUGGAGAACACAAGUCUGAUUUAAUAUCUGAUGAGAAGCCUCGAUUCCUUAUCAAGCCGCUCUCUCUGCGCGUGGACAGAGGAGAAGACGCCGCCUUCUCCUGCAAAAUCUGGGGCACUCCUGUACCGGAGGUGACGUGGGAGAAAGACGGGAAGAAGCUGCCCGACAUCUUCGAGAGUUCACACUUCAGCGUGUGCAGCCAAGAUGGCGGCUGGUUCCAGCUCAAGGUCUACAGGACGCGCAUGCCAGACAAAGGCGUCUACACCUGCCGGGCCGUCAACUGCCAGGGCGAGGCCUUGGCCGGCGCCAUCCUCCUGGUGGAGCCCGUACCAGAGCGGGAGGAAAGCAAAAGGUCCUCAAGUGGUCAAACUAACAGCCAGUGGUCGCCAAAGCAGAGAGGCGGGCGACUCAGUUUGUCGAGGCUCAAAGAGGAGGCGCCCGUCAACCCGGCUGCAGUCAAGAAGUUCGCGGUGGCCGAGGGGAAACACGCCAAGUUCCGCUGCUUCGUGACGGGGAAGCCGAAACCCGAGAUCAUCUGGAAGAAAAACGGCGUUCCCCUUGAGCCCGGGAGGCGCCACCUGAUAUUUGAGGACAGGGAGGGGUACUACACGCUGAAGGUUCUGUACUGCAAAGAGCCGGACACAGGGCUGUAUGUUUGCGCAGCAUCGAACGCUCUGGGAAACACCCUCAGUGCCGUUCACCUGUCUGUCAAAGGCCACGCUGUCCGCUUCAGGCAUCCAUUAAAAGACGUGGAGGUGAGGGAGCGGGACGUUGCCGUGCUGGAGUGUGAGAUGCCCGACGAGUCGCUGCCCGCCGCCUGGUACCUGGAGGACCAGCGGCUGAUGCCCAGCAGUAAAUACGGGAUGGAGCAGAAGGGAAGCAGAAGGAGACUCACCAUCCAUGACGUCGGGGCAGACGAUGACGGCGUGUAUCUGUGUGAGAGGCCUGACGGAGCGAAGAGCAUCGCCGAGCUGUCAGUUAAAGGUACUAUUGUUCGUAAACUUCCUCGGAAGCUGGAGGUCCUGGAGGGCGAGAAUGCAGCGUUCUGCGUGGAGGUGGAGGAGGACGAGUUGGAGGUCCACUGGUUCAAGGACGGCCUGAAGCUGCACGAGACCCACCAGACGAUCCUCAAGACUUUUGGCAGAACUCACAUCCUGGUCUUUGUCAACGUGGCCCACCACGACUCAGGGGUGGUGACGUUUGUCACCGGGGGAUCCAAGACGUCUUCACGCCUCAAGGUCAAAGCCUCCAGACACUGUCCCCCUAUCGGCCCCGGGGGCGUUCAGAUGGACGUGGAUCGACCCAACAGCGCCCUCCUCACCUGGGUUCCUGCCCCCAACAGCCAGACGUCCACCCGCUCCAUCUUCGUGCUGGAGAGACAAGAGGUGGGCUCCCAGGAGUGGCAGAAGUGCUUCAGCUCGGAGAGCGCCACCUCGGCCGAUGUCGGUGGCGACAGCGUGCCGUGUGAGGGCGACUACCGCUUCCGCGUCUGCUGCAUCAACAAGUACGGGCGGAGUGGUCACGUGGAGUUUCCCAAAGCCGUCCACCUGGCUCCUGGGCCCAAAAUUCUCAGUCGCCUCCAGGGCUGUGAGGUUGUGGAGGGCGAAGACGCUCGCUUCUCCAUCGAGCUGUCCGCCUCCAUGGUUGGAACCUGGUUCCUGAACAGCGCCCAACUGCAGCACGGCGGGCGGUACUCCAUACAACAGUCCCAAACACAGCACUCGUUGGUAAUCCAUGAUCCCCACACGACGGAGGACACAGCCGAGGUCACGUUUAUAGCCAACGGAGUCCGCGAUUCGGCCGUGCUCAAGGUCAAACCUGCUGUGAUCAAAUUCAGCCCUCUGUCAGAAUCCGACAGCAGUAAGACGGUGGAGAGUGGCGAUGCUAUUGUUCUCUACUGUGAGGUCUCCCACCCCUCGGCGAAGGUUUCCUGGUUCAAAGAUGGCGAGGAGCUCCAGCCGGCCGACGGCCUCACCGUCCAAUCGGAUGGGAACAUGAGGAGGAUUGUGAUCCAAUCGGCUGACGCGGGUCACUCUGGAGUUUACACAUGUGAGACUUCAGGGGACGUCAUCAAAUUCAACGUGGACGUUGCAGGUCCUCCUGUACAGUUUGGGCCGGUCCCACAGGAGGAGCUCCAUAAGAGCAGCAUGGAACUGGACCCUGUGGUGCUGCUCUGCCACGUCUCCAGGGAGGAUGCAGACGUCAAGUGGUAUAAGGACGGCCAUGAGAUCGUGCCCGGCGACAACAUCACUCUGCAAAUAGAAGGAACGGUGAGGAGGUUAAUAAUCCGCUCUGCAGACACCUCAGACGCUGGCAGAUACACCUGCCAGGCAGGAGACAACAGCAUGGAGUUCACCGUCAAUGUCAGAGAGCCUCCGGUGAUGAUCGUGGAACCUAAGGACGAUGUGGUGAUGGAGAGCUACAUCUCAGAGGAGAUCCACCUGCAGUGUGAACUGUCCCGUUCUGGCGGUAAGGUGCAGUGGUUCAAGGACGGCCAGGAGGUGGAGGAGAGCGGCGGCAUCCAGCUGCUCUCCGAGGGUCCGUACAGGAGGCUGACCGUCCUCUGUGGAUCGGUAGAAGAUGGAGGAGAGUACGUGUGCAAAACAGACGGAGACUCUGUUUUCUUUCAGCUUACUGUCACAGAGCCGCUCAUCAGAAUCGUGUUUCCAACUCAACCAGAGGUGGAACUGAGCCACUUGGCCUCCGAGAGGCUGGAGCUCAGCUGUGAGAUCUCACAGUCCGAUGCCCCUGUCCGGUGGUACAGAGACGGCCUAGAGGUCGACGAGGGCCCUGACUUGAUCCUUGAGGCGGACGGGGCUAAACGCCGGCUUGUCAUACCCAUGACCACAGUGGAGGACACAGGGGAGUACAUAUGUGACACUGAAGAUGACUCUGUGGCCUUCCUGGUUACUAUUACAGAGCAACUCGUGACACUCACUCGUCCCGAGAACACACCUGACAAAUUGGAGAGUUUCGCCGGUAAACCGAUUGUGAUGGAGAUCAACGUAUCCCGGCCAAACGCAGAAGUCAGGUGGUGGCUGGAUGGCGAAGAAGUAGAGGAGAGCUGUAACGUCACCAUGACCGAGGACGGGCUCAUCCGUCGACUGACCAUCCACGCCCCCUCCUCGAAGGAUUCUGGAAAAUACACCUGCGACGCUGUUGAUGAUCAGAUUGAUUUCCACGUCAAAGUUUCAGAGCCUCCGGUGACGAUCUUAAGAAAAUCAGAGAUAAAGACAGACCUAAAAUCCCUGAUUUCGGACGACAUCGUGCUGGAGUGUGAACUCUCCAGAGCCAACGCCGUCGCCAAAUGGUUCAAGGACGGCUGUCGGAUUGAGGACGAUGAAAGGUUCUGUGAAGAAGAGGAAGGUGCUUUCCGCUCGCUGGUCAUCCUCAACGCUGAGCUCAGGGACUGCGGAGAGUACUUCCUGGAUGUUGGAGAUGACAACAUCAGCUUCCACGUCAUAGUAGAAGAGCCUCCAGUGACCAUUGUAGGUAAUUCAAUUGACCCGGACUACCAGGAGAUGGUGGCAGGCGACGACCUGAUCCUGGCCUGUGAGGUGUCCCGGGCUAAUGCCCCCGUCCAGUGGUACUGCAACGACCGGCUGCUCGCCUGUGACCCGCGUACCAACAUCGAGAGCUACGGGACCCUGAGGAAAAUCAUCAUCUCAAAUGUGCAGCCCUCAGAUUCUGGAAAGUACAUGUGCGACGCUGUGGGGGACAAGAUGACCAGUGUCGUCAGGAUUCAAGUGCCUCGAGUGGUGGAGUUCCUCACAGAGCUCCACAACACCACCGUGCUGGAGGGAGAAGAUGCCACUUUCAAGUGUGUGGUUUCCCCCGAGGAUGUCCAGUUGGUGUGGCUGAUGGACAACGAGGCGAUCGAGCUGGGCGAUCGUUUCCAGGCGACCCGGAACGGCCUUUGCCACACCUUGGUGAUUAAGAAGUGCCUGAUGUUGGACUGUUCAAGGAUUUCAGCAGAGGCUGAGGGACAAAUGAGCAAAGCCAGCCUCAAAGUUCAGGAGGCUCAGGUCAUGUUUACGAAGAGAAUGGAGGCUGUCAUGGCAGAGGAGUUAGGCGACGCCACCUUGGAAACGGAGAUCAGCCUGGAGACGGGCGAGGUUCAAUGGAUGAGGCAGGGGGUGGUCAUACAGCCCGGACCCCGGCACACGCUCGCCCAGAACGGCUGCAAACGCAGUCUGACCAUCUGCAACCUGAACCUCUCGGACCGGGGAACCUACCGCUGCGAGACCCUGCACGACCGCACGCAGGUCAAGCUCAAUGUGGAACCCCGUAAAAUCGUCAUCCGUAAAGUCCUGGCCGACCAAGAGACCUUUGAGCGAGAGACCGCCUCCUUCGAGGUGGAGCUCUCCCACGCGGACGUGGAGGGAAUCUGGCAGAAGGACGGCAUCCGCGUGAAGCCGAACAACCAGUGGCGCGUGAGCACCAACGGGCUCGUCCACAGCCUCACCCUGUCCAACCUCACCCUGGAGGACACGGGCGCCAUCGCUUUCUGCGCUGAGGGGGCGCGCACCACUGCCAGGCUCACGAUCAAAGAGACGCCGGUGUCUAUCUUGAGAGCGCUGGCUGAUGUCCGUGUGGAGGAGGAAUUGCCCGCCACACUCGAGUGUGAAUUCUCCCGGCAAAACGUUGAAGUCAGAUGGCUCAAGAACGGGGCAGAGCUGAAGCCAGGGAAGAACUGUCGGAUCUACCCCAUGGGCCGGAAGCGGUUCUGUCAGAUCCUGCAGUGCUCCUGCGCCGACUCUGGCACCUACACGUGUGAUACAGGGGAAAUGACUACUUCCUGUUCGCUGGAGGUUUAUGCGCACGAGUUGGCGAUAGCGCAGGAGCUGGAGGAUAUUUACAUCAAGGAGGACCAGAAUGCCGUGUUCAUGUGCGAGGUUUCUCUGGUCGACGUGACGGGAGAGUGGUUCAAGGACGGCCACAAGAUCCGGCCCACUAGCACUAUCAAGAUCCGCACAGAAGGGACCAAACACUUCCUGUUGAUGUGCAACGUCACAGCCGAAGAUGCCGGUGAAAUCCGGUUUGUAGCCAGAGCCCUUGAAUCCACAGCUUACCUUGAAGUGGAGGAACUUCCGGUUUCCAUCGUCAAGCCCCUGCGGGAUCGCACGGCGCUGGAGAAGCAUCGCGUGAUCCUGGAGGUCACCGUGUCGUCGCCCCGCUGCGGAGCCUCCUGGUUCCGGGGCCGGGAGGAGCUGGUGGCCGGGGGCCGGCUGGAGAUCCUGGCGGACGGCUGCUGCCACAAGCUGGUGAUCCAGCAGGUGGUCGUGGAGGACGAGGGCACCUACAGCGUCCGGGUGGGGGAGCACACGUCCGAGGCCCAACUGCUGGUGGAAGCCCAGGCUCUCGUGAUGGUCAGAGAGCUCGAGGACGUGGAGGUGAUCGAGCCGGAGCCGGCGACCUUCCAGUGCGAGGUGUCUCUGGCCAUGAGCAAGCCCCCCAUCUGGACUCUGAACGGGGAGCCCCUCCACUCGGGCCCCGGCGUCCGGCUGGAAAACCACGGGACGGUUCACAAGCUCACCCUGAGGAGCACCAGCGCGGACAUGAGCGGGACGGUGAAGUUCACCACGGGCAAGGCCAAGAGCUGCGCCACGCUCAGGGUCGUGGAGGAGUAG
Messenger RNA from Limanda limanda (common dab), 6060 nucleotides. It is a transcript of the gene obsl1a, whose product is annotated as obscurin like cytoskeletal adaptor 1a. The transcript has 23 exons. The record is from RefSeq and is a predicted model, not a curated record. Gene Ontology annotation, molecular function: protein binding. Lineage: Eukaryota; Metazoa; Chordata; Actinopteri; Pleuronectiformes; Pleuronectidae. Bases 1 to 6060 code for a protein of 2019 amino acids.